Molecule: messenger RNA, 1217 nt
Organism: Daucus carota subsp. sativus
Lineage: Eukaryota; Viridiplantae; Streptophyta; Magnoliopsida; Apiales; Apiaceae
Exons: 6
Coding region: 105-1217 (370 amino acids)
Source: RefSeq, a predicted model, not a curated record
GUAGUUUCCAUUUAAAGUCGAUUAUUUUUUUAUUCAUAUUCUAACCAAUGGUGUUUAUGGUGUUUGAUUAGGGCACCUUGUGGUGGUUUGUCAUCCUUGUGGUGAUGAUCAUUGCCUUAAUGGCAAGAAAAGGCAAGGGCAAGGGGAAGGCCAAGGAGACAACCAAAGGCAAGGGAAAAGGGAAAGCCAAGGAGACAACUUCCACUCGGAAGGGUAAAGGAAAGUCUAGCACCUUGGCUAUACGUGAUGAGCCAACUGAUUCGGAUGAAGGCGGGGAGAAUCCGAAUGAAGAGGAAGUUCCAAGACGAAGGGUAAUUAGGAGGCCACGAUCCCAUUCAGCCGGUUUGUUUGGAAAAGUCCCUCCGAAACCAAUCCGUAUCAAUAUUUCAGGAGGACAUAUUGAAGAUGAUCAAGCAAAGAAGACUUUGCUUGCUAUUGUUCGUGAAAGGUGGCCCGUUGGACAUUACACGUUCACCGACAUUGUUGAACAUGAUGGUGAAUGGCUAAAACACGUAGUCGAGGAAUUUAAUUUAUAUUUCAAGCAACAAAAGGGACAAAGCCGGUCCGAAGCAAAAAAUAUAAUUGAGAAGCAUAUCAAGAACACAAUAAAGAGGACGUUGAAUGAGCUCAAGACAAAUAUUGAGCAAAAAUCAAAGGAAAGCGGAAUAUCAAAAUUGAGUUUAAGACCUGGAUAUUGGUCUGAACUUUUUUGGAAGGAUUUAUUAAAUUAUUGGGAAAAGAAUGAGGGGCACUUGCAUAGGUCAUCCGUUGGAUCUACGAACCGCAAGAACGUCGAGCGGUUGCAUAGUGCCGGUGCCCGGUCUUUUAAUAAAGUGAAGGAGGAAAUGAAAAGGAAGGAACGUGGAAAGAAUCCAACUCGCCUUGAAGUAUGGAACCGGACGCAUACAAGGGUUGGAAGUGAUCCUGAGCACCCCGUGUAUACCACGCCUGCUGCAAUGGCCAUAGCGACACGAUAUGCUUCUAUUCUAGAAAGCAGGCCGGUGUCGGUUACACAAACAGGGGAUAGAGACGAGCCCUUGGAAUGGUGGUUGUCAGCAACCGGAGUUCCCGAAGGCAAAAAGCCUAAGAAGGACUACCUUGUUGGAUUCCCCGAGGGAUUCAACAAGAGGCGAAGCCGGUGGAUCUUCCGGUCAGAGACAAGAAGCCGUCAUUCCCGACAAUGUGUACCUCUCGGUCGUGCGCAAUGUGCUCAAUGA